AUGUUUUGCUAUGCACUUUUACUAUAUCUCGUUUCUCUAUCCCACUGCAAUCUCCAGGACCAAUUUCCAGAAAUUCAAUGGACAGACUUAGAUGCAACAACAACCAUAACAACCCAACCAAUCACUAAUAAUCUAACUACAUCCCUCUUAUACAAGACCAACCCACAACCACAUAUUUACACAAUAUCAACGCUAGAAGCACUACAAUCCUCAGCCCACAUUACAAAACUAUCAAAUACCAACAACUUAUUCUAUAUCAAAUCAACUCAGAGUUCACUACAGUACGAUUACCAACUCAACUACUGGACCUUACUCACCACAACCAACACCAGCUCCGGCUCCAACUUCAACUUCGACGCCAACACAGACUCUAUUUCAAACUCAUCUUCCCCAUCUCCACCAACACAACCACAUUCAUGGAUCCCCAUCACAUCAUGCCUCGAACUGAUACACGGUAGCGGCGGCUACUUAAGCCGAUACAUAACAAUCUACCUCGAAACAACCAUGGAUCAAAUUGGCGAAGUGACACUAGGUAUCCCACCAGUGUACUUCUCCAUUGGUACUAGUCUAGCCGUGGGGAAAAGAGUUGGUUUAUCAAAGUUAAACACGCUAUUAUUCAGUUGUUCAAUAAAUCCUGGUGAAGUAGCUCAAUUUUAUAUACGACCUAGUUUUAUUGAGAUUCCUAAUUUGAAAUGUCGUUGGUACAAAUUGAAGGGGAAAAAAUUGCAUUAUGUUGGAUUUAAUGUUAUCAAACUGUUUAAAAUGCUUGUUGUUGAUACUCCUGAACAUCAAUGUUGGGUAUCGAGAAAUAUUAAUGAUCUACAAUGUGGAAAAACUUUUGAAGAUAAGGUUACAAUUCAUCUAUAG
This is a messenger RNA of Lodderomyces orthopsilosis Co 90-125, 867 nucleotides long. RefSeq lists its product as uncharacterized. Lineage: Eukaryota; Fungi; Ascomycota; Pichiomycetes; Serinales; Debaryomycetaceae. Bases 1 to 867 code for a protein of 288 amino acids. The record is from RefSeq and is a predicted model, not a curated record. The transcript has a single exon.